Verticillium dahliae VdLs.17 is the source of this 1182-nucleotide messenger RNA. RefSeq lists its product as uncharacterized. The coding region runs from base 1 to 1182 and encodes 393 amino acids. The record is from RefSeq and is a predicted model, not a curated record. The transcript has 4 exons. NCBI's taxonomy places the organism in Eukaryota, Fungi, Ascomycota, Sordariomycetes, Glomerellales, Plectosphaerellaceae.
AUGGCACCUAACAUAAACUCUUUGGCUUCAACGCCGACCACUGUGGGCGACGGUGCCAUGGCGAUAGGCACCGCUUACAAAGUAUCAGACUGCUGCAGAGGCAUCAGAUUUCGCAGGCAAAGACGCAAGAAGACCAAGAUCAGAAUAAUCAGGGUUCUCAGCACCAGGCAGAUCGUCUGCCGCCGCUGGGUCAUGCACAACGACCUGGAACAAGAGGGCGUCGACUCUCACCCCUAUCGCGACGAAGGAAGCACUUUGACGCAGAAUGGGGAGGACGGAUCACACGCCCCUCAUGAUCUCUCCAUGAUAGAGGAGGUCUCGUCAGACGUUGAAAAGUCCCCGGGUCAGCAAGCACACGGCAAGAGGGGCUGGAGCAACAGCAAAAGCCCAUUCUUCGAAACAUUCCCCUCCGACGAAGACGAUGUUUUUGUCGAAACUGGCAACGGCGCUCUCGACGCGCUCCGCGCCGGGAACUUGCAGCGCGCGCGCAACCAACAGCAGGCCAGUCCAUCAGGCCGCAUCGUUCAGCGUCGGUACGCCGGACGAUUCAGCUUUUAUGGUGAUGACGAUGACUUUGCCUCGGAGGCCCCUCCUCGGCUUGAGUCUUCGCUGCCAAAGUCUUCGACCUUUGUGCUCGAUCUUCCUGCUCCACGAGAUGCGCACUCCUCUCGUGCUUCGCGGCGCGCUUCACGGCGCGACCAGACGCCUACCAAAGGUCGUCGCGGCCGAUUUGUUAUCCACAGCGAGCUCACAACCUCUGAGAAGCAUCGUUCCAGUGCCGAAACUGCUUCAAAGAUUCUCAAACGAGAUUCUCCGUUGGUUGUCUCGCAUGAUCACAGCCGAGGCAACUCGGACGCGAGCACGCUCCGCAUGGGAAAUGGCAUCUACCCACCCCCCUUGAAUACUCUCGAUGGAUUGGGAUCACGGAACGAUGAGGAACACAGCAUCCAAGACUCUGAAAUUAUCUCCAACACCAAUGGGAAUGAUGAUGUCCAGCGCCGUCGUUCUCGAAGCAACGCGUCCAGCUGCUCGAAGUCGACUGUCGACGGCAUCCUUCCGUCUGAGGAAGAGGGCUCAAGAAUGUCGACACCUGUCCCUGACAAUGUCCCUGACAGUGUCCCCGAAAAGAGGCCCAGAGCGAUAACAUCAAUUUCAGUAGCUGGAGAACAACGUCCGAGGUAG